Messenger RNA from Hemibagrus wyckioides, 3183 nucleotides. It is a transcript of the gene npr3, whose product is annotated as natriuretic peptide receptor 3. The transcript is spliced from 8 exons. NCBI's taxonomy places the organism in Eukaryota, Metazoa, Chordata, Actinopteri, Siluriformes, Bagridae. The coding region runs from base 348 to 1841 and encodes 497 amino acids. Gene Ontology annotation, biological process: regulation of blood pressure; vasodilation. Gene Ontology annotation, cellular component: membrane. Gene Ontology annotation, molecular function: natriuretic peptide receptor activity; peptide hormone binding. The record is from RefSeq and is a predicted model, not a curated record.
UUCAAAAUUCCACACACCGACUGCAGCGUGUGUGGUUAACGAGCAGCCCAGUUAAUACACACAAACAAGAGGAAUCACACAGAGCGCUGGGGCAGUUUAGAUGCAGAUGUAGAGACUUUUAAGCAAAGUCAAGAAGGGCUGUGUGCUGGAGAGCUCAAGUUAACCUUGCAGAGCAUUUUAUUCAUUCAAGUAAAGAAAGAGAGGAGAGAGAGAGAGAGAGAGAGGGGUACUUUUGACAAGUCAAAUUUGUUGGAGAGUUUCUUUUAGUGGAAUGAUCAAUUCCUUUAAAUCCUUAGCUGAGAAAGUGACACUUUGUUAGUCUCAGAACAUUUACAAGAACCUGCACCAUGUUGCGCUUCUCGUGCCUCUGCCUUUUCAUUUUGGCGCUCCAGUCUUGCUCGAGUCAAGUGAAAGAGGACGUGGACGUGCUCGUGCUUCUGCCUCGAAACAACUCGUAUAUGUUCUCGAUUGCGAGGGUCACACCCGCCAUCGAGUACGCGAGGCAGCUGCUGGCGCGAGGGCCCUUGGUCGGGCUGAAUUUCAGCGUGCGCUAUGUCACCUCCGAGUGCGGCGUGGAUGCGCUGUACGCGCUCGUGGACCUCGCGCGCCACGAGCGCCCCGACCUGAUCCUCGGUCCCGUGUGCGAGUACGCCGCCGCGUCCGUGAUCCGGGUGGCGACGCACUGGCAAAUCCCCGUCAUCUCAGCAGGUGCCCUGGCGCUCGGCUUUAGCGACAAGGGCUCCGAGUACGCGAUGCUGACGCGCACCGCGCCGAGUUACCUUAAGAUGGCCGGGACGUUCGCCACCAUGUCGGAGCAGUUUGGCUGGAAGAGCGUGCACCUGAUCUAUCUCGACGACAGGGAGGAACGCAACUGCUACUUCACCAUUGAGGGGGUCCACGCGCUCCUGGAAAGCGAUCACGACAUUUCCAUUUCGAUGAUGAAUUCCAGAGAUCCGCUGGCGCAUGUGGACGAGAUCAUCAAGUCCAUAUACGAACAUGAAGUGAUAAUCAUGUGCACACACACGGAUGUGGUGAGGGAGAUCAUGCUGAUGGCCCACAGACAGAAACUGACCACCAGUAGCAGACUCUUCUUCAACAUUGAGUUGUUCAACUCCUCAUCCUACGGCAAUGGAUCUUGGAGAAGAGGAGACAAAUAUGAUAAUGAGGCCAAGGCUGCCUACGCUUCUCUGAACACAGUGACACUACUGAGGUCAACCAAGCCCGAGUUUGAGAACUUCUCACAGGAAAUGAAAAAGAAGAUCGGUGUGGAUGUUUGUGAAGGCUGCAGUGAUAUAAACAUGUUCAUGGAGGGUUUCCAUGAUGCUUUACUGCUUUACGCGCUCGCCUUAAACGAGACGAUCCACAGCGGUUACAGUAAGAAGAAUGGAACGGAAAUCACACGCCGAAUGUGGAACAGAACAUUUGAAGGGAUUGCUGGCCAGGUGUCUAUAGAUGCCAAUGGUGACAGAUAUGGAGAUUUCUCCGUUAUAAGCAUGACAAACCAUGAAACUGGAACGCAUGAGACUGUCAUGAACUACUUUGGCACUAAUGGAAGUUUUCAGGUCCUACCUGGAUUUAACAGCGAACGGUUCACACUGCGAGGAGCACCGAGGCAACCGCUCCCAGAUCCCGAUGGCCAGUCAUCAGGUGGACUAGGAUUAUCAGCCGUGACUGGAAUCAUAGUUGGAGGACUGCUUGGAACAGCACUACUUAUGGCAUUCUACUUUUUUAGAAAGAACUACAGGAUAACCAUUGAAAGGAGGGCACGGCGGGAACAGUGUGAUGGAAAACAUCGCCAGUUACGAGAGGACUCCAUCAGAUCCAACUUCUCAGCAGCAUAGGUUCUGCCACGUCACCAGACAAAUGGAAGAGCUGGGGAAGGUGUGUAUCAGAUAUGUCCAAAGACUCAAUAAACACCACCCCUUGGAUUCCUGAAAUAUUUCAAGACAUACUGUAGUGUUUUGUUUUGUUUUUUUGUUUUUUCUUGUAAAUGUCUCUUGUUUUUGACUUUUGUAAACUCAGGAAAGUUGUAUUCAUUAAGGAGAGCUGCUCUUAAGGCUUCAUGAAAGAAAAAAAAAGGAUCGGUCUGUUUUCGCUCAGCUACAGACUUUGUGCCUUUUAAGCAAGCUAGCUUUGGUGAGGAAUCUGUCCCCUUUUUCGACUGAAAUCUUGGGUUGGCGGAGCCUGGCGGCGAUGAAUUAGGGGGCAUCUCAGUGGUUCGGAUGAAAGGAGAAAGUAAUUUGUUAAGGAUGGACUGUUCUUUUAUUCAUGCCUCAUUAUUAUUAAGGUGAGGGAUGAACAUUUCAGCUUUUCUCUCAUGGUUUGAGGGAGUGUUUGACAGGGACACUGAUCAACACAGUAAUAUUUUGAGUUAAGACAAGAAGAUCAUAAGCUCAUGUAUAGUAUGUUAAUAUAUAUCGUCAAUCUGAGAGUAGCAUAUUUUACACAUUGUAAGAUUUUGCUAAAACAAUCGAAACCCUUUUUAGAAGCCCGUCUGUCUGAGAUGUGGCUCUUAAAGUAAAAAACAAAAAACAAACAGAAUUCCUCAUCAGAAAUCUAAUCUUUUUGGAUUAAAAAAAAAAAGCUAUGUUUAUAAGGAGAAUUUAUAUUGCACAUGUAAAUGGUUUAAGAAAAAAAAAAUCAUAUCUGUAUCUAAAUUUAUUAUGUCAGGAAAUGUUCAUUAGUACACUAUCAGAUUCAUAUCAAAUAUACAUUUUUUUUUAUUUCUCAUUGUGUCAAAAUGCUAUGUGUUAAAGUAUGAGAUGCACAUGAAAACCUCUCUUUUGUGCAAAUGCAUAUCCUAGGACUUUUUAUUCAAGAUUAAUGUAAUGGCAAACUGUGUACUGAUGUAAGUAAAUGGAUCAACAUAAGAUUGUGAUUGUGAUGUUAUUUAUUGAUUUUUGUUUUUGUUUUUUUGUAGAGGUUUUAAUUUCCUAAUUGUUGAUUUUAAUAUUGUUUUUCUUUUUUCUUCUUCUUCUUCUUCUUUUUCUUCUUCUUCUUCUUCUUUUUUGUGGAACUCAAAAAAUGAUUUUGUAAAGAAAAAAAAAGUUUAUCUGCUUUUUUUCAGAGCACAUUUUGCUUGAUAACUGUGUACAUGGCUUUGUAAACAAACCUAGUCAGAACUGUAACUUAUUUAUAUUACCAGUACAUACUGACCAAUAAAGAAAAUUAUUUUAACCACUU